Molecule: messenger RNA, 240 nt
Organism: Arctia plantaginis
Lineage: Eukaryota; Metazoa; Arthropoda; Insecta; Lepidoptera; Erebidae
Source: the annotation of a GenBank genome assembly
AUGCGAUCGUGUGCUAUUAUUUUAUUUGUGGUUUUGGUUUUUCUCAAACACUCGUUUGCUACUUGUCCAUCAGGAGAGUACAAUCCUGGCCCCGAUUGUGCAUUCGAGGAGAUUUGCGGUCUACCGACAAGUCAUUCCGCAAGAGAUCACUAUUGCGACUGUUGGUGUAUGCCACCACUUAUAAGAGACACUAUAUCGAAUCUUUGUGUGACGGAAUGCCCUGAAGUAUUGCCGCCAUAG